Messenger RNA from Equus caballus (horse), 1326 nucleotides. It is a transcript of the gene C1H14orf119, whose product is annotated as chromosome 1 C14orf119 homolog. The record is from RefSeq and is a predicted model, not a curated record. Lineage: Eukaryota; Metazoa; Chordata; Mammalia; Perissodactyla; Equidae.
CUUGGGUGUUUGGGGCUGGUCCGGGAGCGGAAGUGCGUGGGCUGCCCGGCUGGCCCUGCUUUGGGUUUUCAGGAAACAUGGAAGCGGCGGCCGUAGUCGGAGUCUAAGUUCUCUUGUGGCGGUCUCCCGGUGCCCUGUGAGAAGAAAAGGGAGGAUGCCAUUGGAGUCAUCUUCCUCUUCAAUGCCGCUCUCCUUCCCUUCUCCCUUACCCUCGGUGCCAGACAAUAUUACUAACUCUUCCCCUCCCCCAAUGUCUUACGUCACUUCCCAGGAGAUGAAGUGUAUUCUUCACUGGUUUGCCAGUUGGUCAGGUCCCCAGCGUGAACGUUUCCUACAGGACCUGGUAGCUAAGGCAGUGCCAGGAAAAUUACAGCCACUGCUGGAAGGUCUGGAGCAGCUUAGUGUGUCUGGAGCAAACCGACCACCUUGUAUCUUUGAGUGCCAACUACGUCUUUGGGAUCAGUGGUUUCGAGGUUGGGCAGAGCAGGAGCGCAAUGAAUUUGUGAGGCAGCUGGAGGUCAGUGAGCCAGACUUCGUGGCAAAGUUUUACCAAGCAGUGGCUGCUACAGCUGGUAAAGACUGAUAGGCAUUAAAAUCAAAGAAUAUAACCAUAGCUGUUGGAGCCAAGGCCACAACUAUACAAUGAGAAGUUCAAAUGUGUCACUUAAAGGUCUGGGGAUGGUACCCCGAUCAGCUGACUGAACUCACUGACCAGUACAGGCCUGGUUACUUCAACAUUAACAGCCUAUCAACUGGACUCCUGGUGUACAUGUUCUCCAUCUAAGCAAAUCCAGAUCAGCUAUCUGCCUCCUAGCUUGCUUCUUUGCAAGCGACAGACCCUCAAGAAUUUAAUGGCUUCUUUUGUAACUAUAACCAAAGGAACCUACACUUUAUAACUCAAGCCUACUGCUGGCCCAUGGGGGGUUUAAAGUAGAGCCCUCCUCCUCCAGAAACAAGAGAGAAGGAUAAUAAGUCACGUUUUGUAACUUAGCUGGAUUCAGAUGACUGGCUUCACCACUCUUACCAGAGUCUGGCAUAAUUAUGUGACAUCCCAUCCACCAGCUUUCCUAGUGAUGAUUCAGUAAAAUUAUGGAAAAAUCAGAAGAGGGAGAUAAUUGGUUACUACACACUUCUCCAUACUGAUGUUUGUUUGACUCCAAAUGGCAGUGCCUUUUUUUCUAAAGCAUAUUUGCUGUCCUUGGAGCUGGUAGCAGAUGUCCCUAUUCUGUAAAUUUGCUCUACAACAAUGUGAAAACAAGUGACACUCUUUACAGGUUAAAGAGUUUAUUUUUUUCUAUCAAAAUAAAGAAUGAAUCUUCAAAACCA